Messenger RNA from Cavia porcellus (domestic guinea pig), 669 nucleotides. Its product is annotated as major urinary protein 18. Gene Ontology annotation, molecular function: small molecule binding. The coding region runs from base 1 to 585 and encodes 194 amino acids. The transcript has 7 exons. Lineage: Eukaryota; Metazoa; Chordata; Mammalia; Rodentia; Caviidae. The record is from RefSeq and is a predicted model, not a curated record.
AUGAAGCUGUUGCUGCUGCUGCUGAGCCUUGGACUGGGCCUGGCCUGCGCCCAGGGGGAUUCCGGCGAGGCACCCGUGCAGCCAGACUUCCAGUCUGAGAAAGCUCUGGGCCCACCUGUGGGACCCAGCCUUCAGGUAGCACCUGUGCUGCAGGUGGAGGGACCCUGGCACACUCUCGAGCUGGGUGCUACUGACCGGUCCACGAUUGAGGAAGGUGGGGCCUACCGGUGCUUCUUGACCAGCAUCAGAAACCUGGCGAAUAGGAACCUACACGUCACCUAUUUCCAAAAGAACAACGACGGGAAGUGCGUGGAGGACUUCUUCAUCGGGGAGGAGACUGACACCCCCGGCCGCUACACCUUUGAGUAUAAAGGCAAGAACGUCUUGACUUUUGUGGCCGUGGGAGAAGACUAUGUGAUCAUGGACUACGAGAACAUCGACCUCGGCCUCGUGGUGGUCGAGCUGCUGGCUCGGCCUCCCUCGCUCUCCCCGCCUGGGCGGGAGGCCUUCAGGAAGUACCUGUCCAGACGCGGCAUCGGGCCAGACGCCGUGGAGGACCUGACUGUGCAGGCACGAUGUCCCUAGGUCCUUGAGAGCAGCUGUGACUGGAGCCAGCAGCCUUCACUUCCUGAACCCCGACCCCUACCAGCAAUAAACAGAUUCUGCAUC